Pungitius pungitius (ninespine stickleback) is the source of this 449-nucleotide messenger RNA. Its product is annotated as cytochrome c oxidase subunit 7B, mitochondrial. Gene Ontology annotation, biological process: mitochondrial electron transport, cytochrome c to oxygen. NCBI's taxonomy places the organism in Eukaryota, Metazoa, Chordata, Actinopteri, Perciformes, Gasterosteidae. The record is from RefSeq and is a predicted model, not a curated record. The transcript is spliced from 3 exons. Bases 95 to 331 code for a protein of 78 amino acids.
ACAUCCGGUGUCGUAACUUCCGUUUCGUCUACGCUCGGCGGCCUUAUUGCACUUCCGUUCUUCAAGGAUAUCUGAAAUCACCAGACCAGUCAACAUGUACCGGUUUGCUAAGGCUGCGGUAAACAUCACCGGUCAGGCCGCAAGGCAGGUGAGGCAUGGAUCCACCGCUCCCCCCGACUUUCAUCAAAAGUAUGGCAACGGCCUGAUGGUCGGUGGAUUGGUCUUCUGCACUGCUGUGUGGGGAUAUGUGCUGACUCAAACUGGCAUCACCUGGAAUCUUUCCCCUAUUGGGAAGGUCAUGCCCAAACCAUGGAGGGAGCCUGAGGAGUAAAGAUCUGCCAUGACAGACCUGCAUUAUAAACCUGAUUGUACAGAUGAUUAACGAUGAAUGCCUGUGUUUAUUCCAACAAGUUAGUUUGCCCAAAUAAAUUAAGAGCGGUCCUACUCUU